AUGCAUCCGACAAAGGCCUCCGUAUUGUUCUAUCACCUUUGGGUCGUAUCCGCAGCUGAAGUAAUCCUCUCCGCGCCGACAUCUAUCAGCUGGGACGACGAGACCAUCCUGCUCACCACCGCUCGGCGUACAGAAUGGCUACUGUGCAAGCACCCUAAGAAGAAGACCGAAUACUUGCAGGAGCUGCUGCACGCCGCCCGCGAGGCUAGGGCGACAACGGGCGCGAGCUCUGAGACCGAACCGUGCGUUGUGCAGGGACUAGAGGACGGCGCGGCAGAACAGGCGCCGGAUGUCGCGGAGGGCGAUGGCGAGGGCCAGAAGGGGGAGAGCGAAGAGUGA
Phanerochaete carnosa HHB-10118-sp is the source of this 339-nucleotide messenger RNA. RefSeq lists its product as uncharacterized. NCBI's taxonomy places the organism in Eukaryota, Fungi, Basidiomycota, Agaricomycetes, Polyporales, Phanerochaetaceae. Bases 1 to 339 code for a protein of 112 amino acids. The transcript has a single exon. The record is from RefSeq and is a predicted model, not a curated record.